AUUCAUUUAAAUCUUCCUCGGUUAUUCUAUUUAUAAGGCAAUUUAUUCUUUAUUAUAAGUUAAAGUUUUAUAUUAAAUUUCCAGAAUUUUCUGUCGGUUCAAAUUUCGUGUCAUGUUUUAAAAGUUGUUGAUCUUACUAUUAAUUUAUUGUCCUUCCAUUUAAAAAAACGUUAUAUUUUAAAGGAGAAUUUUAUUUUAUAAACAUUUCAACAAUACCAUUGACCAUGUUUGAAAGAUUCCUAGGAAUCUAAAAAAUUACAUAAAAUCACAUUUGAUAUACUUUAAAGAUGUUCGAUAGACCUAUCAACUUCUAUUACAGAUAUAUCAACCUUCCGUACACCAGGAAGUCAUUUCCAAUUGGGUUGAAAUUUAUAUACUACUGUGUCUUCCUAACUGAUCUAAUCCAAGCAAUUAUAUUUCCUACAUUGUCAGACCUAUGUUUAUACGCGGUGUUUUCAGAUAACGUCUUCGUUAGCAAUAUCUGCGCUCUACACCAUCUGGGAGCAGCUCUGGGAGGACUUUACUGGUUUCUAAUAUCGUAUCUAAACUUGACAAAUGUUAUGUAUAAUACUCCCCUUUUUUCAUCUCUCAUCACAUACCUUCAAUUAGUAAUAUAUUCAAAGUACUACACAAAUAAGAACAGAAUGUUCCAUGUUGUCUGGCACGUGACAUAUUACACUAUUUAUUCCUCGCUGAAUGUCUCACUUACAAAUCUGAUAGUUUUGGCGAUUAAUUCAGCGGAUAAAGGUGGAUUCAUAGUUCAUUACAAUGUCUUGGCUAAAAUCGGCCAUGUCGCAGGCCCUUUGCUGAACAUUUUAAUCACAUUUCUACCUCCUAUUAAACGGAGGUUCUUUUAUUUCAACGCUUUAAAGUUCCAAAACCCCGAAUACGUUUACUUGGCAAUUUCCAUCUUUUGCCUCCUGAGAAUUUACACAGCAUUUGAGCUAAAAAAUGCUAAAAGACCUAAGGAAAUUACUAAUGGAACUAAGGAGGAUUAUUUGGACCGGAAUUCAGGAACGUAUUUCAGAGAAGAUAUAUCAAACUAUUCAUCUGGAAGAUAUUCCUACCUGCCCUGGAUUGUUCUUUCAAUGAAUAUGUUAACGACUCUCGGUUCAGGACUGUCAAUAAGUCUAAUGUCAAUGUACAUGAUACAGCAUUUCAAUAUUGAUUUCAUUCACUUGUGGAUAAGUUCACUGUCGAUACCAAUUUUCACAACAAUCAUUCUCUUCAUUUUGAACAGUUAUCAAAAAAGGCACGGGAAACUGAUUACAAUAUUCAUAUCAAAAGCUAUCGCAUUAGUAUUAUUGUACUAUUUUGUUCAUUGUAAUAAGGUUCCAAUCAUAAUAGCGGUAUACAUCUUGAGGGCAUCAUUUCAAAACGCUCCUGGACCUCUUAAAACGUCAAUAGUGUUACAAUGCAGCAACUUAAAGUCUGCAAGCUACUGGUUAUCGUCAGAGUACUUGAUGAGGAUUAUAAUGGCUGGAACCACAGUCUUAGGAGGUCACAUUUUAGAUGAAUAUGGGUUCAAGUGCUGCUUCCUGCUUACUGCGAUGUUUUACCUGGGUUCUGUGCUCUUGGCUGUUCCAGCAAUAUUCCUGUUUCCAGGAGUCUGAUUUAAAUUAACUGUUUUAUACUCCUGAGAUUCUCCUUAGUGGUGUUGCAGGAUUCCAUAUCUAUUUUCAGUAGAAUUAAGUGUAUUAAGAAUAUUUUCCAGUUUUAAUCGCAGU
Messenger RNA from Theileria parva strain Muguga, 1727 nucleotides. Its product is annotated as putative integral membrane protein. The coding region runs from base 288 to 1613 and encodes 441 amino acids. The transcript is spliced from 11 exons. NCBI's taxonomy places the organism in Eukaryota, Apicomplexa, Aconoidasida, Piroplasmida, Theileriidae. The record is from RefSeq and is a predicted model, not a curated record.